Messenger RNA from Ipomoea nil (Japanese morning glory), 1175 nucleotides. RefSeq names its product coiled-coil domain-containing protein 124-like. Gene Ontology annotation, molecular function: transcription coactivator activity. The record is from RefSeq and is a predicted model, not a curated record. Gene Ontology annotation, cellular component: nucleus. NCBI's taxonomy places the organism in Eukaryota, Viridiplantae, Streptophyta, Magnoliopsida, Solanales, Convolvulaceae. Bases 99 to 791 code for a protein of 230 amino acids. The transcript has 3 exons. Gene Ontology annotation, biological process: transcription by RNA polymerase II.
UGUAUUCCUUGAAAGUUGAAACGUCACAAGUAAUCGACUCGUAGGUUUGCCGGAAGUUGUGGAGAGAUUGAUCGGAGGGGAUCCAGAAACUGGUAAAGAUGCCUAAAAAAAUGGGGGUCAACAGUAAAGCCGAGGCAGCUAGGGCUCGGAAGGGCGCAGUCGAAGCUGAACGGAAGGACCGGGAGGCACGCCAGAAGGAAGAUCAGUACUGGAGCCAGGCCGAGGGAGCCAAGUCUCGAGCCGCAAAGAAACGCGAGGAAGAGGCUGAGAAGCGAGCCGAGGCUGCUGCUAAGAAAGCCGAGGCCCGCCGUCUCGCUGAACAGGAGGAGAAGGAGCUCUCCAAGUCUCUCCAGAAGCCGGACAAGAAGGCUAAUCGGGUCUCCAUUCCGGUGCCGAAGAUGACCGAGGCUCAACUGCGGAGACGGAGGGAAGAGGAGCAGGCGGCGAUGCAGAAGAAGGGCGAGGAGGAGAAGCGGAAGCAGAGCCGCGUUGCGGAGGAGGAGGAGUACGAAAGGAUGGUGCUCGUCACAAAUACCAAUCGUGAUGAUUCCAUUAUUGAGGCGCGGACAGUGGAUGAAGCGCUUGCUAAGAUGACAGUUGUAGAUAAUUUGCCUGUGGAUAAGCAUCCCGAGAAGAGACUUAAGGCUUCUUUCAAGGCCUUUGAGGAAGCUGAGCUUCCGAAGCUGAAAGAAGAGAAACCAGGGCUCACACACACUCAGUACAAAGACUUAAUUUGGAAGCUAUGGAAGAAAUCUCCAGACAAUCCUCUUAACCAGAUUGCUGAUAAAUAAUAAGUUCAUUCUUUACUUUGAAGGCUGGCCAUUUUCCUCGGGGCUUACUAUGUAAGGUCAUAGCUUCACAAGUAUGUGAGAUCAUAUGUUCUGUGAACUGGUUUGGAUGUCCAUAGUGUUUCUGCCAUUGUCUGUCUGAAGAGUCCUUUUUUAAGUGAUGCAAUCUGUUUAGCCCUAAAUGGUUGCUGAGUGAAUUACAUCAUUAUUCCUGUACUUAUUGUACUUAGCUUCAACUGUUUGGCUCCAUGAGCAGUGCUACUAUUCUGUUAUUAACUGUAAGUAAUUUAUGCAUAAAGUUUUCUCCCUCUCCUGUAGCCAAUAGGAGAAAACAGUGAUGUUUUUGUUUUUCAACAGUUUAACGCAUGAAUCAUUUAAUAUUUGAUA